Molecule: messenger RNA, 702 nt
Organism: Coniosporium apollinis CBS 100218
Lineage: Eukaryota; Fungi; Ascomycota; Dothideomycetes
Exons: 3
Coding region: 1-702 (233 amino acids)
Source: RefSeq, a predicted model, not a curated record
AUGGCAUCAGAACGAAUCAAGCGCGCCCCAACCCACUACCCAUUCAUUCCCUUCCACUUCCUGCGUAGCGCACAGCUCUUCUCCUCGCUCGUCGUGAGCUGUAUAAUGCUCUACUUCAUCUCCAGCCUCAAGCGCGACCACUAUCAAACCCCUUGGACAUUCCUCUUUCUCCUUUCAGUCUCCCUCCUGACCCUCAUAACUCUAACAACGACCCUUGUCCUGCACAUCUGCAGCAGCCUGAACCCACGGCUCGACCUCAUCCUCAACGCCGGCCUCUUUAUGGCAUGGACAAUCAGCUUCGCUAUGCUGGCCUGGUACUCCGGCAGCACGCUUACGCACGUCUGUAACAGAGACAAUUGGAAGGACGAUAUGGGUGUUAUGGUGUGCAGGGUUUAUAAGGCGCUGUUUGGGUUUGCGGUGUUAGGCGUGGUAUCGACGCUCCUAGCACUGCUGCUGGACCUCUAUGUGUUUAGGCAGGCGACGAAGAGGGGGAUGUAUAACGCUAUGGAGGAUUUGGACAGCAAGCGAAGCCCAACCCCGAAUCUCGAAGGUAUGAGAUCGCAAGAGUUCCUGGAUGUAAACGAUGAGCACCCGCUCAGCGCGCAGAGGCCUGCGAAAGCGCCGAAGCAAAGCGGCUACGAGAUGCCGGCUGAGCAGUUCGAGUAUGAUACGGGAUAUUACGGUGGUCAUGCUGAGAGGUAG